AUGAGUGAGGCUGGUGGCUACUCGACCCUCCUCGAACUAUGUACACACAUGAAUGCCGCGGCACCGGCACCGAGCAGGCAUGCCAGUCACUCUGAUGCUCCUUCCACUCAGCGCCUGUCCUCCUCACCGGAAGCGGAGGCCUCCACCAUCAUGACAGGGGCGGGCUCUGUCAACUCAAAGCCGAGUGGCUCCGUCGUUGCUUCUGCUGCUUCUGUUGCCUCACUUCCUCACUUCCACUUCCUGCCCACCAAGCGGGCGCCGCGGUUCACCUCCCUUGCCCUUGGCAGCGAGGUGGAGCCGAGACGAGUCGAUGAAAAUUUUGACUUGCGCGCCAAGGAAGGGGUCACGGCGUUUUCUGCGCCAUUCAAUCUCACGUCGCGGCGGGCGACGCUGCCCUUCGCCGCGGCUGCCACCUGCCACAGCGUCGGAGGCGCAACCGCGUCCGAAGGCUCCCUCCGGCUUGCCCUGCCGACUCCGGUGGGUGACUCCAAGACCAUUAACGGACAGAACCCCACGUAUAGCGUGACUCACUCCAGAGUCACGCUGUCACCAGCGAUGGUGGUCGACGAUGCACACCAGCAGUGGCGCCUCGACGGACUCACCUCCCCUGACAGGGGUGUCGCGGGCGAGGAUGCCGCAGAAGACGCCGCUGGUGCUGGGCAAGGAAGUCCUUUUCUGAGCGACAACCUCAUGAGCCCUGUUGGUGCCGUCCGCGAUGAUGGUGGAGCCGGGCAAUUGAUCGAUGUGGCGAGCACGCAACACUCAUUCAUCAGCGAAGUUGACGCCUUUCUCGGCGCGAUGGAGAUGUCCGAUGAGGAGGAUUGCUCCUUGGACCUGGCUGCGACGAGGAGACCGCAUGCCCUCUCUAGCACCGACAGCGUGGCAGCGGCGAUGGCCGACGUGUGUGCUCUUGGCAACGACAUCGACUCCUCGCCUCCAUCCUGUGGCUGUGCAUGUAUGAGGGGCUGCCCAGACCCGAAUUGUGUCUCUCACAUGCUGGACAUAACCGUGACACUCAACAUGGCGCAGACAGGGGUGCCGCGAAAGGCCUCUGCCUCUGCUGCGUCUGCGCAGUUCACGUACCAACGCCUCUCCUCGUCGACGCCUGGCAUAGGCACCUCGGCAACAACGAUUCUUACCACGGCAGCCCUCACACCGCCCACCCCUCAUACCGGAGAUGAUGUACACCCGCCCAAAUCGUUCCCCGACGCGGGACAAGGUGCAGCCCCUUUUCUGCACAGCGACCGAGAGGACACGCGGGUAGGCGGAGAGGGCGUCUUCGACGUCACCGCCGACCCCACUGCAGCGGUCUGUAUUCAGGCUAAACCUCCAUCGACUGCUGAUGACGCCGUAACGGUCCAGCACGAUGCGAGCGGUAGUGACGAGCGAGGUGCCCCCUGCCCCGGCGUGUCAGGUGUGGGAGUGGGGACCUGCACUGAGCACGAUGCCAGACUGAGUUUUACAAUACCGAUCAACCGUGUCCAGCCAAGGACGCCCCUGGUCACCGAUACGAUUAGCGAAGUGUACACGAGCUCCUUUGCCACGGUGACCACUAGCAAGUCUACCCAGGAGUCCUCCUCGUCGACGCAGAUGCUGAGCUCGCGUGAAGGUGUCAGCAUCGCUACUAGCGUCUCGGCUCCGCGUUCGCUGCUGCAGCAUAAUUCCUGCGGCAGAAGUACCACCACCCCCAAGCUGGGGAGUCCACUGCAACUGACAGAGGAACUGCAGGGGCAGAAGCAGGAGCCUCGGCGCCCCUCGUUCUCUCCUCGUGACACCUUCGACAUCGACAAAGAUAGCUCCGCCCAGGUGUCUGGUGGCGCCCCAACCGCUGCGGUGACAGAUCUAUCGUCUUCGCCGUUGCCGUUCUCUUGGUUAUCGCCGGAGUCCCCUUCAUCGCUACCAUUUGUGCGCUCGCAGCGCUCGCAGCACCGUGGCACCGUUGCUGCCUUCGAAGAAGUGGAGCUGCUUCCCGAGGAGGAGGCCGUGCUGAAAAGACCCGAGACACGUGACAAAGAGAAAAUCACCACCAUCGACGCUGUGCCGCCUCCUCACUUACUGCGGGGGCCGGACCGGGCAGCCGAGGAGUGCCGUGAUCUUUCCGAUGCCGUACCCACACCACCGGCUACGGAUAGCAGCCGUGGUGCACGAGCGCAUUCGGAGUCUCCGGGAGACGACGCCAACUCGGUGGACUCCGCCGGUGCAUUUUUCCCGACUCUUCAGUCGAAACUAAGCAAGUGGAUGACCUGGGUGGGCCGCAAGUAUCAUGGCGUGUUGCGCGUCACUUCUGAUGCAGCCGGAGAGGAGCAGUCGCUGCAGCAGCAGCAGCAGCCAUUGGAGUCGCCGCCGAGGCGCAGCUGCGCUCCUCAGCGGAAGUCAAAUGAUGACUCCAGUGGGCACCGCGUCUCUUUCCCACCGUGGGACAGUGCGGAGGCGGUCGACAACGGCAGCGCAGCCUUCUACGAUGCUCGAUCCUUGAAUGGCGAGCCGUCGCACCUCUCUUUCGCCCUCUCGCUUAGCACGUCGCAGGCCAACUCAAGCUACGACGGUGAGCGGUCGCGACACCCCGGGGUGCAGGAAGCGCUGUGCGGCCUGACCACUCCGUGGUGCGGCGGCGGAAACAACUGCUGGUACAGCAUGGGUUGGCAGAUGGAACCACGCCGGACGAGGCGUGCAACUAACGGAUCCAUGCGGCUGCGCCGCUCCAUCACGACGUCGCCGCUAUCGCCCUCCAUUCGCGACGGGCUCUUUCCCACGUCUUCGGGAGAGCGGCUCUGCGACUCGACGACGCCGCCGGACCUGUCCCUCUCUGCGGAGUCUCUGACAACCACCUUUGAUGUGCUGAAGACUCAAAUUUUCAGCGGCGGCGCCCUGCAGCGCCUCUCACGCAGCUUGGGCGGCCCCCUGAACAGCAGCGCCAGCGGCACCAGCAUGUCGGGUGACCAUCACAGUCUGUCGCUCCCUUCGUCUAGAGACUACCACAGCCACGUUAGCCACUCUAACACAAGCGCCAUCGCCGACGACCGUUACCGUGACACGCUGUAUCGCCUCUUCCGCCAUCCCCCGAGCAGCCUCAUAGGCGAUAUCACGGAGUGCUACGAGGCCUACAAGGCCAUGACCACCUCCUCGAACGGACAUCACGUGCUGAACUGGGGCGAGCUUGGCCUUCUUCUGCAACCAGAGGACUACAUCGAUUACCGCGCUCUCUUCCCACCCUACCAUUUCGUUACCUUUGAGGACUUUGUAGAUUUUGUGGAGGUGCUGUCGGUGCGCUACCACCGUUGA
This is a messenger RNA of Leishmania mexicana MHOM/GT/2001/U1103, 3282 nucleotides long. RefSeq lists its product as hypothetical. The record is from RefSeq and is a predicted model, not a curated record. The coding region runs from base 1 to 3282 and encodes 1093 amino acids. NCBI's taxonomy places the organism in Eukaryota, Euglenozoa, Kinetoplastea, Trypanosomatida, Trypanosomatidae. The transcript has a single exon.